AUUAAUUCUUCACUAUCUGGUUUUUCCCUGUAGAGUACUAAUAGUUCUUUAUUUCCUUAGAUAGAGUACUUAUUUCAUAGAUUUUAAUAAUCUGCUUGUCUAGGAUGAUUAUGCUUUGCUUUGGUGAUCACAAAGAAUACCAAGAAGUGGGAAGAAGCAACUCCGGUUUAUCAUAUUUGCCAAAACCUAUCAGCUCCAUUCAACAUAUAUAGCAUUUCCAAGUUUAGCAUUUGCAGCCCAAGUGGUCUACCGGCCAUUGUUGCUACUAUUUCUUUGGAAUCUUUGGAAUCUCAGGAGAAAAGGGGGAUUCUUAAACUUGGGGCAUCAAACUUCCAGAUUAGGUGGGGAAGGACUAUGAUGAUCUAAAGGUAGAUUUGGAGUUAGAGCUUCGACUUCUUUGACAUGGAUGAAUGACAUGUAUGUGUAAAAGAGCUGAAUCCUAAGACCGCCACACUACUGCCACUGCCAUCCAUCUCUCUCUCUCUCUCUGGUUAUUUAUAAGGUUGAACAAUUUGGAUCUAGCUGUCAAUUUUGCCAAAAGUUAAUUGGGGGAAUCUUCAUGCUAUUAAUUAGCUUAUAAGCUUUUCACUUUGUCUGUUUGCUUAUAGCCCUUAGUUUGUUACUUGCAUGAUGAAUUCAAGUGUUGUGCUGCCCUGAAAAUUUUCUUCUAUAGCCAUGCUACAGCAAGUUUCUGCUAAAAACACUAGCUGAAAAACCAGAAAAUACCACUUACCUCAAUUAAAAACUCCCAUCGAGUUGAAGAGCAACAUAUACAGAACAACGAAAUAUUGAAACAGACUUAUUUACAUCUUAAAUUUUCUAAAUCAGCUCUUUCUAAAAUCAACCACCCCAUACAUCAUGAGGAGGAUUAGACCUAUCCAAACACAGCGCUGAAUUCCCUUCAGCACCUUCUAUAGCUGAAAAAUCUGCAAUCUGAUUAGUUUCAAUAUAUCCGAAGAUCUUGGUGGGUAAAACUUGACACCAUGCCCAUCUAUACCAAGAAAUUAGAUUAGCCUUUACAGGUGUAUCUUCCCCCCUUCGAGGACAAUAAGGUAUAGCAUUAAUCUGAGAUGCCAAAUCCGAUCCUCAAUGGUCCUGUAAUUUAACCAAAUUCUGCUCAGAUGAAGGCAUGACCUCUCAAGUUUCAAACCUUCUUGCCAACCACAUCAACUUUUUGAGCCAUCAAUAUUUGAUGGCUGCUUCUUUGAAGGAUUCGGGUGUUUGGAUCUGGAAAGGACGGGCCAUAACAAGCGUCGAGCUCCCAUAUAGAAAAUUUCACGCUGACUAAUAAGGAUAUAUCUCAUGACAGCGUGCAAUGCACCUCUCGGCCUUAACCAUUGCUGUGACAGCGGCUACAAUUGAUUUUCUAGCAUUCCUGUAAUCAUGCUCUACUUACGUAUAUUCAGUGCAUGAUCUAAGGCUAGACAAGUUUCCAUAUUUAUCCUGACAGCUACAAUGUAAAUAGCUUAUAUAUAUGUAAUGUUAUGACAUCCAAUACAGGAGAGUUUCCUUCAUAAGAUAUAUUGUUUUAUGGUAUCAAAGCGUCAUCCGUGACCUCUGUCAACUUCCUCUCUAAUGGCCGGCUCUUCUCCCCUGUCCGUCAACCCAGCCAACAUUCAAAGCUUAGUGACAGUGAAAUUAACCAAAGACAAUUAUCUUCUAUGGAAAACUCAAGUCCUCCCAUAUCUGCGUGGACAACAGCUUUUCGGGUUUGUGGAUGGAUCUACUCCUCCACCACCUAUAACCAUUCCCGAUCCCAACACAGCCACCUCUUCCGAUACGACGGCAGAAAUUCCAAACCCAAAAUUCACCACCUGGUAUCUUCAAGAUCAGGUAGUACUUAGCACCUUGGUGUCUUCCCUGUCUGAAGGCAUCCUUGCUCAAAUGGUCGGCCUUACCACCUCCAGAGAAGUGUGGUUGUCACUAGAGAAAAUGUUCUCUGCGCAUUCAACCAUCCGUGCUAUCCAAACUCGUCAAUUCAUGGCAACAACCAAGAAAGGUAAUCAAUCUAUCUCUGAAUAUUUUCAGAAAAUGAAGUCUUUUGCAGAUACCUUAGCUGCCAUUGGACAGCCUCUGCUUGAUCAAGAGUUCACAGGCUCUGCUUGAUCAAGAGUUCACAGCGUAUCUACUGGGUGGUCUCGACACCACCUAUGAUGCUAUAGUCACCUCAAUUUCCACUCGCAUUGAUCAAAUGCCCAUUGAAGAAAUGUUCAGUCAUCUUCUCAACUUUGAACUCAGACUUGAACAACACCACUCUACUCUUGAAGCCACCGUAGGGACAGCUAAUGUAGCAAUGAGACAGGACUCACAUUCACGAGGUGGGAAACAACCACAAUAUCAGCGCUCCUCUCAUCAACAAUAUCGGGGCCGUGGACGCAACACCCUUGGACGAGGGAAUCAUUUUUCCCCUUCUGGCCAAUUUUCGCCAUCUCAGUCCAACAAUACUCGGCCAACUUGUCAGGUAUGCAACAAAACUGGACACACGGCCAUCCAGUGCUAUCACCGAUUUGAUCAAGCCUUUCAAGGACCUCCUCCCAACAUGGCUGCAUAUCUGACUGCACCUUCCUCUGCAUCUGAUACAAACUGGUAUCCCGACACUGGCUCAACAAAUCAUCUCACCCAUGAUCUUCAAAACCUCAACCUUCAUGCUGAACCUUACGUUGGCAAUGAUCAAAUACAAGUGGGAGAUGGGGCAGGUUUGCACAUUCAACACAUUGGUUCUACUACUCUGGAUACUUCUACUCGUUCUUUCUCUUUAUCCAAUUUAUUACAUGUGCCUACCAUUAAGAAAAAUCUUUUGUCUGUUCGGCAAUUCACUGACGAGAAUAACGUGUUUAUUGAGUUUCAUUCCUCUUAUUUUUUGGUGAAGGACGAAGCCACGGGGACAACACUUCUACGCGGCAACACUAAAGAUGGCUUAUACACUUUUCCAACCCCCUCACACUCCUCUCCUCAGACCAAUUAUUGUCAACGUGCUCCUCUUGACGUCUGGCAUUGUCGCAUGGGACAUCCCUCAUACGCCACCGUUCGUCAACUCGUCUCAAAAUUUUCUCUUCCAGUUUCAACAAAUAAAAAUCCCGGUGUUUGCCCCGCUUGUCAACAAGGGAAAAGCCAUCGACUUCCUUUUUCUCCUUCGACGUCAAUUUCUCAAAUGCCUCUUGACUUAAUAUUUUCUGAUGUAUGGGGACCUUCCCCAAUUUUAUCAUCAAAUGGAAAUAAAUAUUAUGUUUCAUUUGUUGAUCAUUUCAGUAAAUAUACAUGGCUUUUUCCCAUUUCUUAGAAAUCCGAUGUCAUGAAAAUUUUUAUUUCUUUUCAAAAGCUUGUUGAACGACAGUUUAAUUGCAAAAUCAAAUCUGUCCAAACAGAUUGGGGCGGUGAGUUUCGCUCCUUACAUACUUUUUUUGCCACUGUUGGAAUCCAACAUCGCGUGACUUGUCCACACACUUCCGAACAAAAUGGCUCAGUUGAAAGGAAACAUCGCCAUAUCGUCGAAACCGGCCUUUCUCUUCUAUCUCAUAGUAGUGUUCCUCACCUCUACUGGGCUGAUGCUUUUCUUACCGCCGCGUACCUUAUUAAUCGUCUUGCCACGUCUCCUCUUGGCAUUUCUCCACAUGAAAAAUUACAUAAACAAGCACCCGAUUUUUCCUCUUUCAAAAUUUUCGGUUGUGCAUGCUUUCCUUUCCUUCGUCCUUUCAACAAACACAAACUUGAUUUCCGAUCUAAACUUUGUGUUUUCCUUGGCUAUAGUAAUCUUCAUCGCGGUUAUAAAUGUCUUUAUCUCACUUCCGGUCGCAUUUUUGUCUCUCGUCAUGUGAUAUUUGACGAAGCUUCUUUUCCGUUUCGUACUCCUCCUCCAUCGUCUGCCACUUCAUCUGCAUCUCCCUCUACAACAUCUUUUCUCCCUUUCGUCUUCCCUCCAACCGACACAGACGCACUCCCAUCUCAGCCUGCUUCCCUUCCUAUGUCUUCUCAUUCAACCGAGUCUUCCCUUCCGUCAGUCCCAUCUGAAUCAACAUCGUCUGGACCCUCCACUCCUCCUCCCGACUUCCUACAGCCCUCCUCUGCCUCUCCCCUGCCAUCUGAUAGUGCUGCUGCCGAAGAACUCCCUCCACUUCGUACUCACCCCAUGAGGACUCGAGCUCAGAAUAAUAUUGUCAAAGCUAAAGUCCCUACAGAUGGCACGGUUCGGUAUCCUCUUCCUCGGGCGUUACUCACCUUUGGCUCUGUUCCUGAAGCACCCACGUGCUACUCCGAGGCCUGCAAAUUUCGAGAAUGGCGUGCUGCCAUGGAUGCUGAAUUUUCAGCUCUAAUGAAACAAGCUCCCAUAUAUAAAAUUUCAUGUAUAAAAUUUCAUGUUGGCUUCAUGUGUAAUGCUCUCUUUUCCCUCACACCCAAUCCUCUCUCAUCGAUAGGCUGACAUACCUUUUCCCAAGCAACCAUUUUUUCUUUACUUCACCUUCUCUAUCUCUCCAAAGAGAAAAAGUCAGAGAAGCGCUUGGUAAUAAACCUCGAAACUAAUUUGGGCACAUUCAGAACAGAGAGCAAAUGAAUUGGCAUGCUUGAUAAAACAUACUUAAUCAAGACUAAUUUUCCCCCAUUGUUCCUUUUAAUGAGAAUAGGUACACCAAGAUAUGUAAAAGGAAACAAAUUAUCCCUAAAAAGCCAAUUUCAUCCAGCAUAAUAUGUUUCCUAGAAACAAGAGCAUUUUUUUCCUUCCACUUACUAAAUACUUCAGAUAAACUCUUCAAGGAUUUAUUGGAUUGGUUUUGGAAAAUAACAAUGCCGUCAGUGUAUAAAAGAAAACCAAAGGCCAAACAUAUCCAUAAAAAUCUCCAUUCAAGUCUACCAUAAGCUUUUUCCAUAUUAAACGUUAUGUUGGGCCCUGAGAAUUAUCGACGUGGACUACUCUCUGUCAUUGAAAGCAAAACCUGUUUUGUCUCUAAAAUCCCCAGCGAGAGACCAUUUCUUAAUUUUGAGCAGAGAUGACCAUUAUUUUGUGUUUACCACCCUCAUUGAAAGCAAAACCUGUUUUGACACAAAUUCCAUGAUAGGUGGAUUUUGGAUAGUACAUGGUUUUUCUGUAUUUGCCAUCUUGUAGGUUUGAGGAGUGGGGCUUUGAGAAAGGGUGGGGGAACACUGCAGAAAGCGUUCAGGAGAAUGUUAGGAUGCUUUCUAAGGUACUCCAAGCAAUGUUAUGAAAAUAAUAUGAUGUCGAUUAGAAAAUGUGAUACCCAAAAGAAAAUUUAGAUCAAAAGAAUUUCUAGAAGUGGGGAAUCUUUUCAAAAGAAAAUUUAGAUCAAAAGAAUUUCUAAAAUUUAGAAAAUGUCGAUUUACCUCAAUUAAUUUGGAGCUAGCCGGCAAUCAUGCUAGAAGUGGGGAAUCUUUUAAUCUAUAGCUGGAAUUCAAGUGUUGUGUUGCCCUGAAAAUUUUCAUCUACAGCAGAUGUCGAUUUGCUUUUAAGUGUUGAAACGAACGACAUACGAAUGAUAGGAAUUUUUGGAGUUGGCGGAAUUGGUAAGACAACUCUAGCCAAAGCGAUUUAUAAUUCGAUUGCUUUUCGAUUUGAAGCUCGUUGUUUUCUUGCAAUUGUUAGCGACACUUCGAAUCAAGCGGAUCGUUUGGUCCAAUUGCAGCAGACACUUCUCUUUAAGAUUUUAGGAAAAUGUAAAAGUUUGAAGAUUGACAAUAUUGAGACGGAAAUCAGCACUAUAAAGCGUAGGCUUUCCUCUAAAAGAGUUCUUCUAAUUCUUGACGGUGUAGACCACUUGAGGCAAUUAGAAACAUUAGCAGGAGCUCAUGAUUGGUUUGGUAAAGGAAGUAGAAUCAUCAUCACAACAAGAGAUCAACACUUGUUGACUACUCAUGGAGUUGAUUCAACAUAUGAGAUGAUGGGAUUGAAUCAAAAUGAUGCUUUUCAGCUAUUUUGUUGGCAUGCUUUCAAAAGAGAGAUACCGGAUGAUGGUUUUGGAGAGUUUGUAGAAAGGAUCGUAAAUUAUGCUGGGAGGCUUCCACUAGCUUUAACAGUGCUUGGUUCAGAUUUAUGUGGUAGAAGUGAACGUCAGUGGGUAAGUGCAAUGGAUGAGUAUAAGCAAAUCCCUCACCAAGAUAUUCAAAAAAUACUUCAAACAAGUUAUAAUAGAUUAAGUGAAAAUGAAAAGAAUGUUUUUCUUGACAUUGCAUGUUUUUUCAAUGGACAAGUACGGCUUGAUGAUGUCAUUACAGAGAUACUAGUUAGUUUUGGUUUUCAGCCAGACUUUACAAUCCCAAAACUUAUGGAAAAGUGUCUUAUUUCGGAAUGCCGCGGAAAAUUACAAAUGCACUCCUUGUUACGAGAUAUGGGUAGAGAAAUUGUUCGAAGAGAAUCGCCCAACAAUCCAGGUGCAUGUAGCAGAUUAUUCUUUCAUGAUCAUGUUCAAGAAGUACUGCAAGAAGAUACAGGAACAAUUAGUGUAGAAGCAAUUUUUGCAGAUUUUCCUAAAGGUGAUGAUAUCAUCCACUUGAGUCUCGAGGCCUUCAAGAAUAUGAGAAGGCUCGGAUUAUUUAGAUGUCUCAAUGCACACUUUUCUGAAGAAUUACCUGAUUGUCUACCAAAUAAAAUAAGCAUAGUUGAUUGGCCAAACUGUCAUUUACAAUCUAUGCCAUCUAAAUUUCGUGGAGAAAGACUCUUUAUUUUACGAAUGCCUGGUAGUCACAUCCAGGAGAUACCCUUAUUUAAGAAUCUCAUGGUUAUGAAUUUCCGUGGUAGUGGACGUAUAACGGAACUCUCAGAUGUUUCAAGGUGCCCCAAUUUGAAGAAAAUAAAUCUUCGAGAUUGUACAAGUCUAGUCAAAAUUCAUGAUUCUGUUGGAUUUCUUGAUGAGCUUGUUAAAUUAAAUCUUGCUGGAUGUUCCAAUCUAAGGAGCUUUCCAAGGAGACUCCAGUUGAGAUCUCUGGGAUUCCUUGAUCUUAGUAAUUGCUCAAGCCUUCAAUACUUUCCUGAAAUCGAAUGUGAAAUGAAACAUUUAGGCCAUGUUGACUUAACAGGCACAGCAAUAGAAGAGUUGCGUUCAUCCAUUGAGAACAUCACUAGGCUUGGAUUUUUAGACCUAAGUAGCAGCGUAAAACUUAAGUGUCUACCACGUAGCAUUCAUAAGUUAAGAUCUCUAGGGUGGCUUGAUCUCAGCGAUUGUCCAAAUAUUAUAAGUUUUGGGACGGAGGAGGAGGUGCAUGGUGGACAACGCACGCCUCCAACAAAACCAACCACUGAUCUUGAAUUGCAUCUUAAAAACUCUAGCCUAUCAAGAUCGAAUUUCUUUGGACCAUUUCAUUUCUUUCCCAAUCUGACAGUAUUAGAUCUAUCAGGCAGUGAUAUCGUAAGCAUUCCUGCAAGCAUCGAAAGAUUUUAUUGGUUGAGGGAUCUUAUACUGAAUGAUUGCAGGCAACUUAAAGAAAUUGAAGAGUUUCCAAUGGAACUAUCAGUAUUACGGGCUAACGGAUGCAUUUCACUAGAAAGUUUAUCAAAUCCAUCAUCAAUUAUUUUCCCUCGCUCACUAAGUUCGAUUAAAUUGGCUAGAUGCUCUAAAGUGAAUAUGGGGAAGUUGAUGCCAUAUAUUAUGAGUCCGCAUGUCAAAUCAGAUUCCGCAUGGCCUCAAUUGAUAUAUAUAUAUAUAUAUAUAUAUAUAUAUAUAUAUAUAUAUUAUGAUGUAUUCAUCCAACAGGAGGCUAACAUGAUAUUUCCGGGAAAAAAGUUUCCAGAUGGGUUCAUGUAUUGUAAGGAGACUUCAAAUGAUCAUCGGUGUGAAUUUGAUAUUCGAUCGGCUGAGAUGGUUGGCCUCGAUAGAAUUUGUUUUUGUGCUAUUAUUGAACCCGUUGGGAGGUUUUGGAGCGUUGACAUGAUGAUAGGAUCAGUUGCCUACGACAGUAACCAUUAUGUUGGAAAAUUUGAUGAAAUGGAUUCAGAUCAUGUAUGGUUGCAGUACUUCACCUCAGAAGAUGUUAAGCUCAAACGAGGGAUCAGUUUAGAUCAGGCUGACAAUCUGAGGAUUAUAUUUGAAAGCAAUCCAAAGUCAGUGAUCUUAAAACGUUGCGGAGUUCAUCUGUUCUACAAGCGGCAUGGACAACAGAGGCAUCCUGUUGAUUAUGAUGAUGAUUGCAACAAGCCUGUUUCAACCUUGGACAUCGAACUUUUUCUGUACACUAGUGACAUGUGCCAUAAUGUCUGAUUAUGGUUGACUUCAAAUUUGUUUCAAACUCAAACUCAAUAUUAGGUGCGGGAGCAGCUUGAUCUAUAGAUUAGUUUUACACCCUCCA
Molecule: messenger RNA, 8289 nt
Organism: Carya illinoinensis
Lineage: Eukaryota; Viridiplantae; Streptophyta; Magnoliopsida; Fagales; Juglandaceae
Product: disease resistance protein Roq1-like
Exons: 6
Coding region: 5484-8201 (905 amino acids)
Biological process (GO): defense response
Molecular function (GO): ADP binding
Source: RefSeq, a predicted model, not a curated record